AGUCCGGCAGGGUCCCAGGGCUGGCAGGAUCCAGCCUGGUGGGAGACGCCCGUGCCGAUUGCCCCUCCGCCGAGGAGCGAGGCAUGCUGGGCUCCGGGCCCUGCGGGAGGAUUCAGGAUCAAAGCCUGAGCAGCGUGAGUCAUGCUCCCCAUGGGUGCUGCCUCCUGGCCGCUCCCUGCGCCCGGAAAGUAGCCGCUCUGCUGCCGCUCCCCCUGCUCAGCACCAUGUCGGAGGGCUGGGUGGACUGCCCCACCCUGGGGCCCGGAUGGAAGCGCCGUGAGGCCUACCGCCGAUCUGGGGCCACCUGUGGACGGACGGAUACCUACUAUCAGGGCCCCAACGGCGAGAAAUUCCGCAGCAAGAUUGAGCUCACCAGGUUCCUGGGGCCCUCGCAGGACCUGACCAACUUCGACUUCAAGAACGGCGUGCUCCGCGACCUGCCCCCCAAGGUCAAGAAGCCCCAGAAGAGACGCCUCUCGCUGUCGGAGCCAGAACCCCUGGCCCCCCCUGAGCAGCCACUCCCCAAACAGCAACCCGUGAAGCCGGAGCCCCCGGAGCAGCCGCCUCCACCCCUCCCAGAGCGACGCCCCCGCAAGCGCCCGGCGGCCCUGCUGGAACCCCAGGAAUCGGAGCAAGAUGCCAUAGUGGCAUGCUGCGCCAGCUGCCAGAACUACUUCCCCGGGGUGAUGCUGCCCAGCCAGAGACGCUGCCGCUGGCUGUGCCCGGACUGCCGAGCCCAGAGAAGAGACUUCAACAGAGAGCAGCGGUUCUUCAAGCGGGUGGGCUGCGGGGCCUGCCAGGCCUGCCAGAUCCCCGAGGACUGCGGCAUCUGCACCGUGUGCGCCGUGCGGGCCAAGAACCCCGAGCUCCGGAUCGGCAGGAAAUGCCUCCUGCGCCGCUGCCUGAAAAUCGUCAAGAAGGGCUUCGGCUGCGGCGUGUGCCAGGGCUGCCAGGCCACCGAGGACUGCGGCAGCUGCUACAUCUGCCUGCGGAGGCUGAAGCCCGGCCUGAAGCGGCAGUGGAAAUGCCUGAAACGCCGCUGCCUCAAGAAGAAGCAGAAAUCGGUGGUGGCGAAGAAGGCAGGGUACGGCCCCCGGAAACUGACCGUAGACGGGCCCCAGCUCGCCCCAGGGAGGCGCCGCAGGAGGCUGCCAGCGCCCGGGCCCAGCGCUGACGGCCUGGCCCCUAAACCUCGGCGCCGUAAGAGAUUAACCCCAGCCACAGCAGCCACAAAAUGGAAGCCGUCAUUGGAGCGAGACCCCAGCGGCCUCUCAGGCUCGUGGCGCAGGAAACAGCUGGGUAAAGUCACGGAGAAGAAAGAAGCCGGGCGGCCCCCGAAACACCCGAGGCCAGGGCCCGGAGCAGCCUGCUCUGCUCCAAGACGGCGGAACCGCAAGUGCGGGGAGUGUGAGGCCUGUCUGCUGAAAGCCGACUGCGGCCGCUGCGACUUCUGCCGGGACAAGCCCAAGUUCGGCGGCGAUAACCUCAAGCGCCAGAAGUGCCGCUGGAGACAGUGCCUGCGAUUUGCAAUGGAGAAGGAGCGCCCGCCGGGCGGGGAGCUGCGGUUCCUGGCGGAGAAGGGGGUCGCCGAGGCGCCCGGGCAGCUGGUGCUGCUGAAGGAUCGGCCGGGCAGGGACUUCGUCCUGCUCCGCGACGCUCCCCAGAGCUUCCCCCUCCUGUUGCAGCAUGUGAAGGAGGAGCCGGCCACACCCCCACCCCCUGGCCGCCUGGAGGAGCCAGCCCCCACCCCGGUCCUCGCUGCCCCACCCCUGGUGAAGCAGGAGAAGGUGGUGCCCGGAUGGAACCUUGCACCAAUCAUGGAGAUCUACAGCCUGGGGGCGCUGGCGGGGCGGGCGCCCCUGGACCCGGUGCUGCGGGAGUUCCUGGCCGAGCUGCAGGAGAUCCCGUUGCCGGCCCACUGGGAGGUGCAGCCGCCCCUGGGGGGGCCCGACCUGCGGCUGGUCCAGCGCUCGGCCCGCUCCACCAUGGCCGCCACCGUCAUCCACAUCCGCCCGGGCCUCUUCUUCCAGGUGGUGGUGCGCCAGCUGCCCGUGCCCCCCGAGCACGAGGUCUACGCCAGCCACCCCGCCCGCCUCACCACCGUGGACGAGGUGGUGGAGCUGAUCUGCGACCUGGAGGCCUAUCGCCUGUGCCCGGGCUGGCCGGCCGGCUGGCACGCGGGGCAGCGCUCCCAGGCCUGCGAUGUCCUGGUGUACGCGGGCUGCUGCCCACAGUGCCGCCUCAACCCCUGGCCCUCGGGCAGCGCCGGCCCCUAGGCCCCCGCGCCCCCAGAGCUUCUAUUUUUGACACUGGAAUUGGUGGGACCCUGCCGGGUCUGGGAGAGAGGCAGAGGUGGGUGCAGCCGGGGGGGACGGCGCCAGUUUGUUUUCGUUGCUUGUUUGUCCCCCUCCAGGCCAGGGAAGGCUGAAGGGACAUCCCCCCCCACUGUGGUCACAUGACAGCUCUAGCCAAUGAAGAGCUCUGUCCCCGUAGGGGCCCCCCAGGCAGGGCAGAGGGCUCCUUCCUCCUGAGCCCCCCCUGUUCCCUUUGCAGUGACUUGGGGGGCAGGGAUUUCAGAUGCCAUCUUAAAUUGCUUUAAACCCCCCUCACCCAUUGGCCUGAGUCUUCCACCUCCCCCGCCCUUUGUGGCAGAGAUGGCCCUGUGCCACCCAUUCCCCUCCCCCCCCCCCGCCCCCCCGGCAGUCAGAGGUUACUGCCAAUUUCAGGGAUUUUCGGCUGAAGCCAUACCUGCGUCCUUGGUGGGGGGCGUCUUCUCCCCCGCCCGUGGCUGGGGGGGGGGCCAGGUGUGAAGCACAGAUCCCCGCCCCCACCCCCUGUCAGGGUUAGUUCUGUUCUCUCCCCCCACCCCGCGCACAGAAAGAGGAAAAAAAUGCAAAAAAAAAUUCACACCCACCCCCAGAAUUUUGUCUCUAUUUUUUUUAUGUAUUAAAAGUUUUAAUGAGUAGAUGAG
Messenger RNA from Chelonoidis abingdonii (Abingdon island giant tortoise), 2971 nucleotides. NCBI's taxonomy places the organism in Eukaryota, Metazoa, Chordata, Testudines, Testudinidae. The record is from RefSeq and is a predicted model, not a curated record.